Molecule: messenger RNA, 3126 nt
Organism: Tympanuchus pallidicinctus (lesser prairie-chicken)
Lineage: Eukaryota; Metazoa; Chordata; Aves; Galliformes; Phasianidae
Gene: B9D1
Product: B9 domain containing 1
Exons: 7
Coding region: 1-678 (225 amino acids)
Biological process (GO): cilium assembly
Cellular component (GO): MKS complex
Source: RefSeq, a predicted model, not a curated record
AUGAAGUUUGUCCCUUCCGCCGCUCCGUCCGUCCCCACGGCAACGGCCCCCGGCAACAUGGCGGCCGCCAGCAGCCCCAGCGUCUUCAUGGUGGCCGUCAACGGGCAGAUCGAAAGCGGGCAGUUCCCCGGGUUCGACGACCUCUACUGCAAGUUCUGCUUCGUCUACGGCCAGGACUGGGUUCCGGCGGCGGGCCUGGAGGAGGGCAUCUCCCAGAUCACCUCCAAGAGCGACGUCGCACCCACCACCUUCGUCUGGAACUUCCCCAUCGACAUCACCUUCAAGAGCACCAACCCGUCCGGCUGGCCGCAGAUUGUAGUGAGCGUCUAUGGACCUGAUUUCUUCGGAAAUGAUGUGGUCAGAGGUUAUGGAGCCGUUCACAUUCCCUUCACGCCGGGAAGGCAUAAAAGAACCAUUGCUAUGUUUGUUCCGGAGUCCACAUCCAAGCUGCAGAAGUUUACAAGUUGGUUCACAGGGAGACGUCCAGAAUUUACUGAUCCAAAAGUGGUAGCACGGGGAGAAGGAAGAGAAGUAACGAGGGUACGAUCUCAAGGCUUUGUCACCAUUUCCUUCAACGUCGUGACUAAAGAUAUGAAGAAGCUGGGCUAUGAUGUGAGCCCAAGCGACAUGCAGAACCCCUGCCUGGUGCCUGCUACAGAAAGGAUUCAUAAGUACUGAACUCAGGAGUGAGAUGGUCAAAGGUACACACAGAAGUUAAGCACCGGGGAUUCGUUUUGGUUUUCUGUUUCCUUCAAAUGGAAAAUGAGCAUCUGACUCAAUUGAGAACAUUUUACCUGACCUUCAUUCUAAAAACAGAACACUAACCCAUAAGGCUUUGGAGUAAUUAUGUAGAAUAUUAUUCUUUCAGAAGGAUACAGGUUGAGAAAACAUAUAAAUUAAUGCUGUCAGAUCUGUUUAGCAUUGUAUGGGAACUGUUGAUCAGGUCUGAACCUCUGAUUGACCACCUGAGGCAAGCCAUGAGCUGCAGAGCACAGGUGAAGGCAGUUCUCCUGUACUACCAGAAGGGGUGGAGCCUGGCUCCACCUCUCCUGGAUCCCAUUUAAGUGCUGACUGCCGCUGAGGAAGGAUCUUUGUGGAGAUUGCUCCCCUUGGAGUUUAUUGCGAGCCUACAACAAAGGUGAGCAUUUUUCAUUUAUUAUCUUUCUACUGCGAUAAUCCUGCUUAGCCUCACCUCUGUACACCCAUUGAUUGUGUAUCUCUGUACACCCAUUGACUGUACAAGCAUUUCUAUGCAUAAUAUUGGACUAUCUCAGAAGAAGACCUGCCAAGUAUUUUUGUAACAGCCUUUUUUACUAUCUUUUUGUAUUUCAAGAAUAGGAAGAUUUGUGGUUGUACUAAUUUUCCUUUGUUGAAAACAUCAGUGCAAUCCCAGUUGUUUUUACUAAUAAUGCUGUGGUAGAAGUGGGAAAUCAUUGAAAUUAGAGUGCUUUCCAAAGAAGAAGGCAGUAUGGAAACGUUGCAGUGAGACACACGCUUUUCUCUGUGCCACACACUUCUGUCUGCAAAAGCCACAGCAGGUAUCUUUGUAAUCCCAUGUAGUACUUAGCUGGUGCAACUAAAUAAAGUAAAACAGUUGUGCACUAGAAACCAACCCUUCCACAUUUUUAGUGGGUUUUUGUACUUCAGAACAAGAUGAUGACUCUUUCAUUUCCAGGUUCUAUUUCUGCAUCAAGCUGCAGGAGGGGGGGGAAAAAAAAAAGACAGCUUAUUUUACAAGUGUUAGAGAACGUGGUGUUAAAUAUAUGCCUGCUGCAUGCUUUUAACUUCUGAGAGAACAAACAGAAUUUAAUGUGCAGAUAUUGACUAAAAAGAUAAACCUUGGAGAAGGAUUUGAAAUGAAGUUGCAGUCUCAGCCAACCAAUCACGUGUGCUGUAUUUAGCUCCAAGUCACACUGGUUACCUGAGGCACUGUGCUGUACAGGACAGUCAGGAGUAGCAGAAAAGACCACAUUUGCUUAAGAUGGUCUCUCCAGGCCAGCAGAUCUUGGUGUUUCACACUAGCCAAGGUUCUAAGCUGCAUGCAACAUUUUUUAACAGCCUUCUGCCAAAAUAAUCAUUCAGGUGACACACUGUUGUGUCAGUAUGGAUUCAAAGAAGAGAGAUAGAGUGUGAGGAAGGUGCUUGUUUACACAGUUAAUGUUUGUGUUUGCUGUAACUAGGUUUUCUCACUGCAUAACCCAAAUGAAUGACCCAAACCAUGUUAUUUGUUACUGGUGUGUGUAGAAGAAAUGUCAGUCAGGGCCUGAAGCAGUGAUUGAGCACCUGGUGGGAAGGCAGGGCCAACCCAGGGGAGCUCAGGUGUGUGCAGUGCAUCUGAGUGGCUGGAAGGGGUGGAGCCAGGAUCCACCCCUUCUCACACCACAUUUAAGGGUUGGCAGUGGAAGCAAAGCUGUCUUACUGGAGAUUGCAGCCUACCUUCCAAUGGUAAGCAGCUUUUUUGUGGUUUCUGCAUCCUGUUCUGCUGUAUUUGGGGUUGUUCUCACUUGCUGAAGCCUGAGACUUUGCUACUUAGCUGUUAUUGCUGUACUUUCCAUCACAUUAUAGCGUUACAGUGCGUGACAGGAGCUCUGAAACUAUUCUCAAAUGCCUUCAGUGUGAGGGCACAAAGCUGCUCCUCAGUCUGAACAGCUUCUUUUCUGACAUCUUACCACAGCCUUUCACCGAAUCCUCCUAUGAGCUACUGUAAUGCUCUUCCUGUGGGCUGAACAAACCCUACUGUCUACAUGUUUUUGUUUCUGUCUUUCAGCUGCCUAGGUUUUGUUUCUGUUUGUGCCAGCAUGGAUGUUUCUAAGUCCUGAAUCAUCCAAGGUAUCAAUUGUACCUAUAAGAACAGCACAGAAGUACAUGCUGUGGUAAAAUUGACUAAUUGCCUAGUCAUCUUCAUAUUUACAUGUGGACAUGUAACCUCACGUGUUUUGAGUGAAUGUAUCUGGAGGUAACUGUGAGAAGGGCUUACAGUGAUACCACCCUGUAAGUGAUCUACCAGGACCUUGAAACUGUAGGAACAAAGAGCCUCCAGAACAAAUGCCAAGUAAAGCAGCCAAGUUAGAUGUGGUUAUUUCACACUGUGCUGUCACCAAAUAAAGAUAAUUUCUGAAACAAUAA